CACUCUCGCGUCGAUGGCGCCGUCUGCAGAGACAGGAGGCUAUCUGGUAUUCCUCCUCUUCAUUCCACUCCUGUCUACGUUAUGGAUCUGGAUGAUCGUGUCCAAGCCCGCCAUCAUCUUCCAUGCAUCGCAAGCGUUCUUCAAUUUCCUUGCAAUGUGCUGCUUCGCCAGCGUCGCAGCCUUCCAAGCGCACUGGGGCGUCGGACCGUCGGGGCUGACCGGGUUUGCGCUGUUCGUUGCGGUCACGGGCAUUUGUUUUCCACUGUUUCUGUUGUUCGUACCUGUGAUCUACGACAAGUACAACAAGGGCGCGCGGCUUGCGCGCGCUCUCAACGAAGUACGCGUCGGGUUCAUCAUGGUGGGCGCGGGAACGGCCAUCAGUCUACUUAUCGCCUUUAUCGUUACCAUCUCCGCGUGGACGGAACCUGGGUGCAAGAACGCGAACAAUGAUCCGCAUGCUAGCAAAGGACAGACGUACCGGAACGACUUGUCUGGCUGGUGCAGCACGAAAAAGGCAGGGGGUGUAUUCUUCUGGUUGACUUUCGUUUUCUGGCUAGCAUCGCUCAUCCUGAACAUCCUUGAUUGGCGGAACGGCAAGUCCUCGCGCCCGCGCGACCAACCCUUUACACAUCCAACCGACUUCUCUGAGAUUGAGACGCACGCCGAAGACGAUGAUGAGUCUACGACGGGAUACUACGGCAAGCGGCCUGUCUCCGACGCCGAGUCUGGGCAGUCGCCGUUCGAGGAUAGCAACACACCGACUGGUUAUGCGCCACCCACUGCCUCAUAUGCUGCACCUGCGAUGCCACGCCCGAGCAUUGAUGCGUACGGCGCGUUCUCCGAUCCUGCCCCGAGCGGCUUCGGAGCUGGUCCUGCGGCCACACCUCCACCCGCAGAGAGUCCGCGGGUGAGCCGCACGAUGCAGUAUGCAGAUCCGUACGCCGCAGUGCGCGCGUCGAUCUCAACCGGACCGCAGCACCCCGCGCCCGCGCCAGAGUAUACGUCGUACGGCGGUGGAUACUCAUGAUCACUGCGAUGCACACACGGACUAGAGAUCUGCCUUGUUGUAGUAUAGUAAUCUCUGACGAUCCGGGCUCGGCCCAUGCGCGACGACGUUCAUGUUCAUGUACCCUCACGUUGCUUCGUUUCUUUGGAUGGCAGUACUAUACGCUAACUUAUGAUCAUGUCUUUCCUGGUAUAUCGCGUGUACCACCACACACUAGUAUUGGCCUCUGCUCAAAAUGAUUAUCCUUCACGUAUACACG
Postia placenta MAD-698-R-SB12 is the source of this 1265-nucleotide messenger RNA. RefSeq lists its product as hypothetical. Gene Ontology annotation, cellular component: membrane. The record is from RefSeq and is a predicted model, not a curated record. The transcript has 5 exons. Bases 14 to 1027 code for a protein of 337 amino acids. NCBI's taxonomy places the organism in Eukaryota, Fungi, Basidiomycota, Agaricomycetes, Polyporales, Adustoporiaceae.